Molecule: messenger RNA, 579 nt
Organism: Emiliania huxleyi CCMP1516
Lineage: Eukaryota; Haptophyta; Isochrysidales; Noelaerhabdaceae
Exons: 2
Coding region: 1-579 (192 amino acids)
Cellular component (GO): cytoplasm
Source: RefSeq, a predicted model, not a curated record
AUGCUGGCAAUCCUCGUGGCUACCUCCAUCCCUGCGGCGCUCACGCCCGGAGCCAAACCGUUCUUCGCUGUGGUGCAAACCUCGGUGGUCGCCGUGAGCGAUGGCGACACCUUGCGCGUUCGCCACACGCCCACGCUCCUGUCGUCUGGCAAAUUCAAGGGCAAGCUGUCAGAGAACACCAUCUCUGUGCGAAUCGCUGCCGUUGACACGCCGGAGACAGCCAAGUUUGGGCAGCCAGGACAGCCGCUCGGGGCAGACGCCAAGGCCUUCACAAAGAGGCUCCUUAAUCGCCGCGUCAGGGUGCGCUGCUACGCGCGCGACCAGUAUGGGAGGAUCGUCGGAACGGUACAGUACGGGAUACGGCGGCGUGACCUGUCGACCGAGCUACUGCGCAAGGGUCUGGCCUCAGUUUACCGCAGCGCUGGUGCAGUCUACGCGCAGCGCCCCCUCAGCGGCUGGGAUGCGAUCGAGGCGAGGGCGCAGCGUAAUCGGCUUGGCAUGUGGCAAAGAGGCGUCAGCGCGGCGAUGCUGCCCGGCGAGUUCAAAGCGCGCCAAAGAAAGAGGAAGGCCAAGUCGUGA